CCUGACUUGCUGCUUUGGCGAAGGUACUCUGCACGCAUUGUCGCGAGCAAUCGUCUAUCUCAUACCUCUGUCGCAUGCACAAAUGGCCCCUCCUCCCGCCCAGCAGUGCCCCGCCUCGCGUGCAAUCGAAGUCUCAAGGUUCCGACUUUAGCUCUUGCACCGCUUGCUCUCCCCGUCCUGCACUAUCACACAUAUAUAUAGAGCACCAAAAUGGCCCUACCCAAGCGAAUCAUCAAGGAGACGGAGCGCCUGAUGGCCGAGCCUGUGCCCGGUAUCAGCGCCAUUCCUCACGAGGAUAACCUCCGUUACUUCGAUGUCGAAAUCCACGGGCCCGCUAGCUCUCCCUAUGAAGGCGGGAUAUUCAAACUCGAGCUCUUCCUUCCCGAAGACUACCCCAUGACUGCGCCCAAGAUUCGGUUUCUCACAAAGAUUUUCCAUCCCAACGUUGACAAGCUUGGCCGCAUCUGCCUUGACGUCUUGAAGAAUAACUGGUCUCCUGCUCUUCAGAUCCGAACAAUCCUUUUGUCGAUUCAGGCUCUUCUGGGCGCCCCCAACCCCGAUGACCCUCUGGCCGACGACGUAGCCAAGCAUUGGAAGGCUGAUGAACAGGCGGCUAUUGAAAAGGCCAGGGAAUGGACAAGAACAUAUGCACAGCCUCAGCCUCAGCCGGCUUCAUGAUGGACACCAGGCAGGCAUGGAGCGGAGCGGAGACGAGAAAUACCAUGGGAAAUGUUCAGGUGAACUUUGAUAGGGUCGCAAGCGAUGUUUUCGUGUUACAGGUAUAGGCCGACACGGUUCCACGUGCAACAUUCUUCUUUGACGCAUCAGUGCCGGGCAGCGCUAUACCACCGCCGGAGCCUACAGAACUACCUGUACUUAGUAUCACAGCGGUUCCAGCAUUGGAACUGGCUUGCUAGGAUAUGGUCACGGCUUUGUACAAGCGAAGCUCCGCUCCACGAGGCUCAUACAUGCACCCUUCGCGGAAAUCAAAGUACAAGGAGCGUCACAGGCAAAUGCACCAUUUUUAGAGAUACAA
Emericellopsis atlantica is the source of this 1036-nucleotide messenger RNA. Its product is annotated as ubiquitin conjugating enzyme. The record is from RefSeq and is a predicted model, not a curated record. The transcript has 4 exons. Bases 211 to 678 code for a protein of 155 amino acids. NCBI's taxonomy places the organism in Eukaryota, Fungi, Ascomycota, Sordariomycetes, Hypocreales, Bionectriaceae.